Molecule: messenger RNA, 948 nt
Organism: Ailuropoda melanoleuca (giant panda)
Lineage: Eukaryota; Metazoa; Chordata; Mammalia; Carnivora; Ursidae
Product: olfactory receptor 51B6
Exons: 1
Coding region: 1-948 (315 amino acids)
Biological process (GO): G protein-coupled receptor signaling pathway
Cellular component (GO): plasma membrane
Molecular function (GO): G protein-coupled receptor activity; olfactory receptor activity
Source: RefSeq, a predicted model, not a curated record
AUGCCCAUUAUGGAACUCAACACCAGUGCCACACCCUUUCUGCUCACUGGCUUUGUGGGCCUGGAGAAAGCUCACCACUGGAUCUCCAUCCCGUUAUCUGUUGUCUAUAUCGCCAUACUUCUUGGCAAUGGCAUACUCCUAUUUCUCAUCAGGGUUGACCAUAACCUCCGUGAACCCAUGUACUAUUUCUUAGCCAUGCUGGCCACCACGGAUCUUGGGAUGACCCUGGUUACAAUGCCCACAGUGCUAUCUGUAAUGUGGAUAAAUCACAGGGAAAUCGGCCACGGCACCUGCUUUCUCCAAGCCUACUUCAUCCACAGUUUCUCUACAAUAGAGUCUGGAAUUUUGCUUGCCAUGGCCUAUGAUCGCUUCAUUGCCAUCCGCAACCCACUGAGAUAUACUUCCAUUCUCACAAACACCCAAGUGAUAAAGAUUGGAGUGGGAGCUUUUGUGAGGGGAUUUGUCCUCAUCUUGCCUCCAAUAUUGCCUCUCUAUUGGUUUUCCUAUUGCAGAUCCCGUGUCCUCUCUCACGCAUUCUGCCUCCACCAGGAUGUUAUCAAAUUAGCCUGUGCUGACAUCACCUUCAAUCGCCUAUAUCCUAUUGUGGUGGUAUUUUCUGUGGCCCUAAUGGACUGCCUGAUAAUCUUUUGCUCCUAUAUUUUGAUUCUCCAGACCGUCAUGAGCAUUGCCUCUGGAGAGGAGAGGUCCAAGGCCCUCAACACAUGUGUCUCCCACAUCUGCUGCAUCCUGGUCUUUUAUGUCACUGUUUUUGGUUUGACAUUUGUCCACCGAUUUGGGAAGAAUGUUCCCCAUCUAGUACACGUCACAAUGAGCUACGUCUACUUCCUUUUUCCCCCUGUUAUGAACCCUGUCAUUUACAGUAUUAAAACUAAGCAGAUUCGCAGUGGUUUACUCCAAUUAGUCUCUCUGUCCCCAUCAAGAAAAUGA